AUGCUGCUCCGAUACUCCUCGCUACAACGAUUGCUCCGGAUCACAGCGUGGUGCCGUCGCUGGUUGCGGAUCCACCGUCAGCCCCACCACGAGCACGGCCAGCUCGGCUUGAUCAGCGCCGACGAAAUCGAGGAAGCCCGGAUCUCUUGGUUAAAGACAGUCCAGGCAGCAGCAUACAAAGAUGAAAUUAGUCAUCUACAAAGGGAGCAACCCCUGCCGUCGCGAAGCUCCCUGCUAAAGCUCAGUCCAUUUUUGGACAGCGAGGGGCUCCUACGCGUCGGCGGGCGCCUGGAACAUGCUCAGCUGCCAUUCGAUGCCACGCAUCUACCAAUACUACCAAGCAAAUCGAACUACACUUGCCUCAUCAUCGACGACCACCACAAGCGAACGCUGCACGGCGGUACCCAGCUGUCUUUGUGUUCUCUUCGCCAAGAGUAUUGGAUUCCUCGAGGUCGCUCGCUGGUGAAGAGCCGCAUCAGCCGCUGCGUAAGGUGCACAAGGUGGCGGGCCGCCACUCCUCAGCCACUGAUGGAAAAUCUUCCCGCUCCAAGGGUCACGCCAGGCCGGUCGUUCCUUCAUACCGGCGUAGACUACGCCGGACCGGUUUGGAUGCGAACAACAAGGGACCGUGGACACAAGACGACCAAAGGGUUUAUCGUUGUGUUUGUUUGUUUAGCCUCCAGGGCAGUUCACAUCGACGCCGCCUCGGACUACACCGCCGACGCCUUCCUUGCCGCCUUGCGCCGGUUCAUCGCCAGGAGAGGAGUGUGCCACUCGUUGUAUAGCGACUGCGGCACCACCUUCGUGGGUGCCGACAAGCAGCUAAAGCAACUGUUCUCCACUGCCAGUGCGGACGAACGCCGCAUAGCAUCCUGUGCCGCCCAGAAAAAAUCCGGUGGCGUUUUAACCCGCCGGCGGCACCUAACUUUGGCGGCUUGUGAGAAGCCGCCGUGA
Messenger RNA from Nylanderia fulva, 954 nucleotides. RefSeq lists its product as uncharacterized. The record is from RefSeq and is a predicted model, not a curated record. NCBI's taxonomy places the organism in Eukaryota, Metazoa, Arthropoda, Insecta, Hymenoptera, Formicidae. Gene Ontology annotation, molecular function: nucleic acid binding.